Molecule: messenger RNA, 521 nt
Organism: Heterotrigona itama
Lineage: Eukaryota; Metazoa; Arthropoda; Insecta; Hymenoptera; Apidae
Source: the annotation of a GenBank genome assembly
AUGCAGCACUGCAGUGCCAUGGAAACGUCGAAACUGAUGCGAGACUCUCCAGUAAAUCUAGGAAACCUCGUGGACAAUAUCAUCAAACAACAUCUGAGGGCCUUGGUAAACGCAUUGCAACGUGGAAUUCAUUGUUAGUCACCACCGUUCUAUCAAAGGUCACGUCUGAUACAGUCUGGCAGUGGCAGCUCACCCUCAAGGACAAGGAAAUGCCCACCUAUACAGAGCUCCUGGAAUUUCUGGAGAAGCGGGCUAACUGCUGCGUGAUAAAACAGAAGAUUCCCAUAAAACAAUCUGGAUCCGACAGAACACGGCCUCCGCGACAAAGUACAUUCGUGACCAAAACCGCAGUGCCCGGUCUGCGAAGACACACACGGAGUCUGGGCAUGUCAAAGGUUCAGAGACAAGGGGUAACUGCUUGCGCGAUAGUCACACAAUCGAGCAGUGUCAAUCAGGGUAGGGCCGAGUUUGCCACCGACGACAUCACACGCUGCUACACAUGCCCGGAGAAGCAACAGUAA